Molecule: messenger RNA, 299 nt
Organism: Etheostoma cragini (Arkansas darter)
Lineage: Eukaryota; Metazoa; Chordata; Actinopteri; Perciformes; Percidae
Product: transmembrane protein 233
Exons: 3
Coding region: 1-291 (96 amino acids)
Cellular component (GO): membrane
Source: RefSeq, a predicted model, not a curated record
AUGGGACUGUUUGAUUGGGACUCAGCUCCAGUCUUGAACACCAAGUCCCCACUGGACGGGAGCGCUGACCACCUGAAAUACGGGGAGGCUCAGGAGAUUCCUCUUCUGAGGAACUAUCUCUGUCCUACCAUGUUCACCUGUUUCUGGUCUGCAUGGCCCAUCAAUAUUGUGGCACUGGUUUUCUCUGAGUUGGCCAAAAAGAGCUAUGAUGAAGAGGAUUAUGAAGGCUCCAAGAGACUGGGUCGGAAAGCAAUCCACCUGGGGAUUGUUUUUUUUGUCUUGGCCUUGUGAUCGUACAC